CUUAGAAGAAUAUAACAGUAGGUUUAAUAAAAUUGACAGUAAAUAAUUGAAUUUAUAAUAUUGAAAUUUCUUCUACAUCUAGUUUUCAAAUUGAAUUUAUGAACUAAUAUAGAGGCAAAAUAAUUUUACAAUGAAUUCUCGACGUACAAAACAUACAAGCAAAGGAAAUAGUGUAGUCCCUUGGAAAAAUCCUUUUCAUAGUGUUAUAUCGGCAGGACCAAAAAGGCGUGGUUCGAGCUAUGACUUUGCUUCAUACGACUUGGCUAAAGGCGAAGAUUAUAAGUUGGACACUAAGACUGCAAUGAAGGAAGUGCCGCCGAUGCAAAAAGAUAUUUUGAAAGAUGGUCCUAGGAUGAAAUAUUUAAAUAUUCGUUGGGAAAUUACCCCCGAUGUUAAAUACUAUUUUCCAGAAGCAACUAGUUGGAGAUAUGGGUGGAUGCACAACGUGAUGAGAAGGAGUACUUUGCCUACAUAAGCUGCUCCGAUGAGUAGGAAAGAUCGGUUUUUGCUGAAUGUUUUAGUCUGUUUUCAAAUUGACCUUUUAGAAUAGAUAAAAAAUAGAUACUAAUCAAAUGUUAAUUUUUUAAGGCCCCUGUCUGUCAGUCUGUCUAUAUGUCUCUUCGUCUAUUUGUUUGUCUGUAGGCCACACUCAAUUUACUCGAAAACGGUUGAACCUACUGUAUCAGUGCCACAAUAAAGCGACCUAUUUCAGGUUAUAAAUGAUCAUCUAUGUUAGAACCA
Messenger RNA from Hermetia illucens (black soldier fly), 741 nucleotides. RefSeq lists its product as uncharacterized. The transcript has a single exon. The coding region runs from base 131 to 475 and encodes 114 amino acids. The record is from RefSeq and is a predicted model, not a curated record. Lineage: Eukaryota; Metazoa; Arthropoda; Insecta; Diptera; Stratiomyidae.